Molecule: messenger RNA, 1385 nt
Organism: Pocillopora meandrina
Lineage: Eukaryota; Metazoa; Cnidaria; Anthozoa; Scleractinia; Pocilloporidae
Source: the annotation of a GenBank genome assembly
AAAUUACGGCAUGUUAAAAAGUACUUAAAAGAGCAUGACAUUCAAAUGAGUGAUAGAGGUAAAGGGAAAAGCAAGGCAGAGUUGGUUGAUUUGUGCAAAAAAGCAUCAGAAAUAAAGCAAGCAAAUCUUGAAGAAACUGUCAAAGACUACAACAAGCUGCUCGAAGAGAAAUUACAGAUGAAGGAUGGUAAACUGCCAGACCCAAAGACCUUAACAGCUUGGACCAAGAACUUUUUGGAUAUCUGGAGUUUACAUUUGGAAAUUUGUACAGUUAUCUGGUGGGAAGAGCGGAAUACUCUGAGGCAAAACUUCUUUCUUUUAAAAGUCUCUUGGGCUAUAAGUUGUUUCAUGAUGGCUAUAUUACAGAUUUGAGGUGUUGUCUCAUAAAACAGAAAGUCAUGUUUCUUUAAAUUUAAAGUUAAGCCAAUGGAGAGGGCAAAAACAGAAAAUGGACAGACUACUUACAAUGGUUUUAUAAUUUUGAAAGCUAGAGGAGAGGUUCACUCUGCUCAUUGUCCCAGUAAAGGAGGAAGUGAUGGCUGCUGUAGGCAUGUAGCUGCUGUGUUAUUUGAUCUCCAGGUAACAGUAAGUAAUAAUUUAAUGACCACUUGCACCUCUGGCAAAUGUGAGUGGAAGAGAAGAAGAGGGAACAGUGAGUAUGCCACGCCUUUGAAAGAUUUAAAUAUUGUGAAGGCUGAGUUUGGCAAAAGUGACAAAAAUCCCAUAAAACCUCAUGAUUUUGAUCCUGGACCGUCCUCUUUUAAUCCUGUCUUAAUGAGAAAGAAGCUAAGAGAGGGUCUUCAGGUUUUACACCCUGCGUCUGUAGAAAUGCAGUUUCUCCUAAGCCUAAGGAUUCAGUAAUUCCAGAACAACUAGUGGCAGAAUACAGUAGCAGUGAUGCCAACGUUGAGAGAUUUGAGACUGUGGAAAGUGUAUCUGUUUAUCCUAUGAAAGAGUGUGCAGAAAUGUUUAAAUGUGAAAAUAACAUCAGCAUCAAUGGUGAUAUUUCUGAAGAGGUCAGAGAGUCAUUUAUGAAAUCCCUGAAUAUUGAUAAGAAUCAGUGUGAUGUGAUUUCCUGCAAAGUUCUGGUAUCUUCAGUGACGAGGACAUAUAACAGCCUCAAAUGUCUCCUGUGUAUGUCAUAUGAGGGAAAGUAUGGAAAAACAAAUAUUGUAAAAUUGUUAAUGAACUACUGUCCCAUGCAACAAGAAAAAAAAAGAAAUAGAAAGAAAGAAAAAGAAAUUGUUGCAGCUGAACAGUAUCUGAAGAGAAUCUCCAAAAAGCAUAAUGAUGUAAGCCCUCUAGAAUUAUUCUCCAUCAGAAAUGGCGUUUUCUAUGUACCAGCCCUGACAGGAUUCGACACUGUAAAUUUCAUGGCAAGACAC